AUGCUGAUGAAUCGGCAAUCGGCAUUGUUCGUCAAGCUACUUCCUUCUCGCGCAUUGGUCUUCAACGACGAAGACAUUGCCGAAGGUAGGAAGGUGAUUAAAUCAAGAAUUACAUUUAUGCCUUGCUGCAACAUUGACGGCUCGAAUAAACUACUUCUGAUGUUCCUGGGUACGUCUCAGAAUCCACGUGACCUGCCCAAAGACAAGUCUGACCUUCCAGUAUAUUACAAAAGCUCGAAGAAGGCUUGGAUGAACCGAGAUUUGUUUAAACAGUGGUUCUUCGAACAGUUAAUUCCCUUGGUACAGAAUUUUGCACAGCAGAAAGGACGAGAACCUAGAGCGUUGUUGCUCCUAGAUAAUUGUUCGGCGCACCACGAUGGUGGCAACAUUCUCGAAAGCAAUGACGGGAAAAUAAAAGUGAUUUUCCUUCCACCAAAUGUCACCUCACUCGGUCAGCCAAUGGAUCAAGGAGUACUCCAUGCGGUGAAGAAACGGUACAAGAAAAAACUCAUGCUUCAUUUGCUUCUUGAUGACACCGACUGCAGUAUCUUUGAAGAAAGGCUUAAGAAAAUCAGUCUGCGCCAAGUCAUUGACUGGUUACAUCAAUCAUGGGAUGAAAUCUCACAUAAGACAAUUGAGGGUUCUUGGAAGAACCUUCUAGAUGAAUAUCCGCUCUUCGAUCUAGAAGAAGCUGAAAGUGGGUCGUUAGAUAAUGACGUAUUGUCUCUUGUGAAAGCUACAGCACAUUUCUACCAGGAGAAUCCCAGUAACGAUGACAUAAAAGACUGGUUGAAUGACUCAGUAUGUGACAGCAAAGGGAACAAAAUCAUCGGUGAUUGUGAUGUGUACACUGACAACGAAAUUUUGGACAGCGUUCUACAUGAGAACAAAGUGGAACCCGAUGAGGACUGUAAAGAUCGUAAAACGGAGGAUGAUGUUGAUUAUCCAUUCAUCUGCACUGGUUGUAGUUCGUUGAUCUAUCAGUGGCACAGGUUCUGCACGUCGUGCAUUGAAAAUGAUCAAAUUUAUCAAGAACGGCUGCAACACAGAGUUGGUGAUGCAUUCAAUCAACAAGAACAUUUAGUGCUACUGAAAGACGAAGUUACCGAAAAUUCGGCAGUAGAAACUAGAAAACCUCGCAUGUACCUUGAGGUCGAACUUAUAAAUGUAAGCGAGAAGAUAGAACUCUCUGAAAACGAUGUUGAUCCCAGAACUGAUACAACUGAUUUCGAAGAACAAGCACCAAAGAAAAAAGCAAAAAUUCUGAAGAAAUCGCCAGUCUCUAGAGCUUCGAAACAUUCACCGAACGAGAGCGACAAAUCAAAGCCAUCAGUGGAUACCGACCAACCGCAAAAGAAACUUGGCAGACCUAGGAUCUAUCCAUUGGAUUAUAAGGCCCCACCGCGCCGAGAGAUGUGUCCAGUCUGCGGAAAGUUCGUCUCUACAUUGUCGGAACACAUUCGGAUUCACGGUUGUGGUGAUAAGUACCAAUGUCCGUACUGUGAGAAGGACUUCAACACAAAGUCAAACUGGUACCGCCACCUGAACAUCCACACGCGAGCCAAAGAAUAUAAGUGCGAAGAAUGCGGAAAAGAGUUUUCGCAGAGAAACGGCUUGAAGGCGCACCUGUCAACGCAUACCAAGGACCGGAAAUACGUGUGUCCGGUGUGCGAGAAGACUUUCUACCAACGGACGGCAUUCUGUCGGCAUAAACGAACGCAUUUCGAAGAACCAUCAGUCCCGUGCCCCGAGUGUGGUCGCAAGUUUCUUUGCCCUGGCUCAAUGAGGAACCAUUUGAGAAUGCACCUACCAAGAGAGUUUGCCUGUGAACUUUGUGGUAGAGCCUUCUAUCGGAACAGCAAUCUCAAAACCCAUAUGAAAACACACCAGAGAAAGGAAGGCGUUCGGGCUCAGGCAUCUGCACCAAAAAAAGAAAGUUGAUUGGAUCAGCAACAUAAAUAAUAGGUACAUACAAAC
Molecule: messenger RNA, 1977 nt
Organism: Armigeres subalbatus
Lineage: Eukaryota; Metazoa; Arthropoda; Insecta; Diptera; Culicidae
Product: zinc finger and BTB domain-containing protein 18-like
Exons: 5
Coding region: 1-1941 (646 amino acids)
Biological process (GO): regulation of transcription by RNA polymerase II
Molecular function (GO): DNA-binding transcription factor activity; RNA polymerase II cis-regulatory region sequence-specific DNA binding
Source: RefSeq, a predicted model, not a curated record